CGGGGAAUCCGCAAUGGGUCUGCGGGCGAUGGAGCGGCGGGCGAGUUUCGCCGUUCGGCUCUUGCUGCUGCUGCUUUUGCUACUCCUGCCCGCGGUUCAGGGCCGCCAUCAGGAGUCAGGCUCAAGAUGGAAAGUAUUUAUUGACCAAAUCAACAGGUCUUUGGAGAAUUAUGAACCGUGUUCAAGUCAGAAUUGCAGCUGCUAUCAUGGUGUCAUAGAAGAAGAUCUGACUCCUUUCCGGGGAGGUAUCUCCAGGAAGAUGAUGGCAGAGGUGAUCAGAAGGAAACUAGGAACCCACUAUCAGAUAAUUAAGAACAGAUUAUACCGAGAGAAUGACUGCAUGUUCCCCUCAAGGUGUAGCGGGGUUGAGCACUUUAUUUUGGAAGUCAUUGGGCGCCUCCCUGACAUGGAGAUGGUGAUCAAUGUACGAGAUUAUCCUCAGGUUCCUAAGUGGAUGGAGCCUACCAUCCCAGUCUUCUCUUUCAGUAAGAUUUGUUUUUUCCCGUGUUGCCAGUGGGCUGAGGCCACAUUUGUGUUGUAUUGCCCAUGGUUUAACCUCAUUUCACAAAAGUGCUUGGUCCCAUUGUUUGUGUCAGAGUCUGCAUUUCUUAGGUCAGCGGCUCAGUGGCCAUGGAAUAAGAAAAAUUCUACAGCAUAUUUCCGAGGAUCAAGGACAAGUCCAGAACGGGAUCCUCUCAUUCUUCUAUCUCGGAAAAAUCCAAAACUUGUUGACGCAGAAUACACCAAAAACCAGGCCUGGAAAUCUAUGAAAGACACUUUGGGAAAACCAGCUGCUAAGGAUGUCCAUCUUGUGGAUCAUUGCAAAUACAAGUAUCUGUUUAAUUUUCGGGGCGUAGCUGCAAGUUUCCGGUUCAAACACCUUUUCCUGUGUGGUUCACUUGUUUUCCAUGUUGGUGACCAGUGGCUAGAAUUCUUCUACCCACAACUGAAACCCUGGGUUCACUAUAUCCCAGUCAAAACGGAUCUCUCCAAUGUUCAGGAGCUGUUGCAGUUUGUGAAAGCAAAUGAUGAUAUUGCUCAGGAAAUUGCUGAAAGGGGAAGCCAGUUUAUCAUGAACCACUUGCAAAUGGAUGAUAUCACCUGUUACUGGGAAAACCUUUUGAAUGAUUACUCCAAAUUUCUGUCCUAUAAUGUAACAAGAAGAAAAGGCUAUGAUCAAAUUAGUCCCAGAAUUUUGAAAACUGAACUGUAGGAGUCCUUAUAGGACCAAUGUCUUCUGACAGCAGAUAACCCUGUGGUAAGAAGCUUACUAAGACCUUACUUGGAACACCUUUUAUCAAGCCAGCCAUCUGGUUUUCCUUAUCAUGCUGCACCAGAGCAACUCUUAAGAAAGAUAGAAAGUGUGUGUAAUGCACUGAUAGGAAGCGGCUCAACUCCAUGUCUGAAUAAGGAGCAGAGAUGAUGAGCUAUAGAUUGUGAACACCUUCUAUCUUUCAUUUACUUAAUGACUAAUCACAGCUUGUGCCUCAGAUCAUCAUCAGAUCACCUGUAUGUAUGUGUUCAUCACUGUGAAAUUGACUGUGUCCAAGUGAUAACACUCUUUGCUCCAGCAUUUGGAGCAGAAAACCAGUCAUUUGAAACUGGUUCAGCUCAUCUGCACAAAUGUUAAUUUUAGGCUUGACUGCUAUUGCUUUAUUUCAAUAUAGAAAACCCUGUGGGGUUUGUGAAAAAUACCUAGGGAUUGUUUCCUGAAAGGUGUGAAGAAGCAGUGGCUGUGCCAUGUAGUGAUGUAGGAGUUGUCUUUUGUAAAAGCAUAAACUUUGGUACUCAGGAGGUUUCUAUAAUGCCACAUAGAAAGGACCCAAUUGCAUGAGUAAUUACUGUAGCUGAUUUCAAGCUCCUAUUUUGUGCCUUCAUGCUUUUCCUUAUACUGUCCCUCUAAAGGACAAGAAAAAAGGAAAAAGGGAAAGGAAGGAAGUGGAUAAAACUUCUUAAUAAAUUUAGAAUUCAUCCUCACUCUAAAGAAAUGGCUUAGGAGAGCAGCUGUUUUUCACCCUUUACAUACUUUAUCAUUUUCCUUCUGAAAUAAAACAGCAGCACUAGCUCAAUGUUGUACAGACCUACAGGCAAACACAUAGUAAGUUGGUA
This is a messenger RNA of Dipodomys ordii (Ord's kangaroo rat), 2109 nucleotides long. It is a transcript of the gene Poglut1, whose product is annotated as protein O-glucosyltransferase 1. Gene Ontology annotation, biological process: positive regulation of Notch signaling pathway; protein O-linked glycosylation. Gene Ontology annotation, cellular component: endomembrane system. The transcript has 11 exons. Gene Ontology annotation, molecular function: UDP-xylosyltransferase activity; UDP-glucosyltransferase activity. The record is from RefSeq and is a predicted model, not a curated record. Bases 14 to 1213 code for a protein of 399 amino acids. NCBI's taxonomy places the organism in Eukaryota, Metazoa, Chordata, Mammalia, Rodentia, Heteromyidae.